UUCGACCAGUUGCUCGACAAAUUCAGCUUGAUUAAAGUCCUACGUAUUGGAGCCUGGAUACAGCGCUUCCUUGAUAACUGCAGAACGAAGCCCAAGGAGAGAAAGAGCCAUCCGAUCGAUGCGCUAGAAAUUGAACGAGUGAAAUUGUGGUGGAUAAAGCGUGCUCAGCUCCAAGCACAACAAGACGUACGAUUUGAAGCUGAUCAACUACACUUAAACUUUCAACCCAAUAACCGAGGGAUCUUAGAGUGUCGCGGUCGAAUAGUCGGGGAAUAUCCAAUUUACCUACCUGACCAUCAUCCAUUCACCACGUCUUUAGUCCACCACGCACACAUUUCAACCCUCCACGGCGGCGUUGGAAUGACAAUGGCGAAAGUACGAGAACAUCAUUGGGUUCCGCGAUUGCGCCACCUUUAAACCUUUAAAACUAGUGAUUUGUUGUGAAAACUUUCUUCAAACAAGAAUUUCCAAUACCAUUACCAUGAAAAAAGCGCUACAGAACUGUACCAAACACUUGCUAACAUCACACAACUUCCAAAAGAAGACCAUCAAACUUUUCUAAUCAGAGCACUAACUGUUCGACAGAAAAUUUUAUUUGCAUCAAACGAGUCGGGCAGUAACAUCACCUAUGACGAAAGUUCUGUUCAAGGACUUUUCCUCCACGCCUUAGAAACCGGUUUAGUUGACGAGACUAUCCGUGCUAAGAUGAUACCUACACUCAAGAACCCAAGUGUUGCAGAUGAAGAUCUCAUAGAGGCAAUGAGUAUGCCAAUGUCGGCCGAAACAGAGCGCCUCAAUAAAUUUGGUGCAUCGGGCAGAGCAAAACAAGAAAGUGUAUCUUCUCUGGAAAUGGAAAAAAAGUAA
Paramuricea clavata is the source of this 864-nucleotide messenger RNA. Lineage: Eukaryota; Metazoa; Cnidaria; Anthozoa; Malacalcyonacea; Plexauridae. The record is from the annotation of a GenBank genome assembly.